Linum trigynum is the source of this 2687-nucleotide messenger RNA. NCBI's taxonomy places the organism in Eukaryota, Viridiplantae, Streptophyta, Magnoliopsida, Malpighiales, Linaceae. The record is from the annotation of a GenBank genome assembly.
CUGCGAAAACAGAUUCAAGGGCGGGCAAAACCAAAUUAUUUGGCGAGAAUGUUAAUAUUUUCCGCCACAAAUCCCUUAUAUUAGGUUUUGAGACUCACAGCGGCUGCUGCCUUUCACUUAUUCUGUGAAUCUCCUUCGUCCCUUCUUCUCUGAAUCAGGUAAGUCUUUGCUCGUUCACCACUCCAUAGUUUUCAGUUUCUUUGCUUGUUCUCUGCAUCUCUAAUUCAUGGGCUGUUCUCCAUUUUUUCUUCUUCCGCACAUCUACCCCGCCAAUGAUUGCGCCGGAUGAUGGAUUAUUGUGCGUGAUAAAAUCUGGAUCUUCUACUCACAGAUAGUGACUCCGCCGCGAAGCCUCCUUCACCUGGUAUGAUUGUUUCUCCCUCUAUCUGUACGUAUUUUGUUUUCUUGGUAGUUGGUAUGCUCUCUUGUGAUGGAAGAUGUCAUGUUUUAGUGUUAUCCCCUGUUUUUAAUUGGCGUUCCCCUAUUUCAAUUGGCUUUCCCCUGUUUGUGUUGUGAGCUGGUGGAGCUAGCGUUUUCGUGAGCUGGUGGAGCUAGCGUUUUGGAAGAACCAGGUGGUGAUCGUUUAAAUAUGUCUGUGGAAUUAAAGGGAUUUAAAUUUGGUUUGAUUAUUUCACUCUAGUAACAAGUUACAUCAUGCUUUGGGUUUAGUGCAUUGUGAUUCAAAUUGGUUUGGUAAAUUCCAAUCCAUUAACAAGGCCCACAUCAUGGUUUAAAGAAAUUUCUGGAAUUAUAAGAAUAUAAGGGCAUUCAACUUCCCUGUUAAUUAAGCAACCAACGAGGCUUGUAAAAUGUUUAACUGCUAAAUCAUGUAUGUGGUGCUACUUAAUCCCAUAUACAUCUACUUGUGUUCUGUUCGUAGUAUAUAAUUCUAAGCAUGGGACUUUAUUCAUUUUUUAUAGGGAUGGCUGGUGCAAUGAGAAAAAGGGCCAAACUCAGACCAAGUCGUGCAAUUCUGUAUGCAGACACAGAAAUUGAUAACAUAUCACAUGUAUCAGCAACCGAAGAUGAUUCCAGAAUCGGACAAUCAAAUAAACGCGCAUCUAACGGUGAUGAACUCAACUCUUUGGAUGUGGAAGGCGGUAGCAGGUCCUCUUCCCAAACCCAACCUCAAAAAAACGUCAACGCAUCAAGAGCUAAUGAGACUAAUUCAUCUCAAGGAACUGGAACUUCUAAGGGCCGUGUACGUAGUAACAGAGGAAAAUAUAAAGGCCUUAACAUGGCGAAGAAAAGUAAGUCAAUCAAUGAAAAAUUGUUGGUAUAUUUUCCUCCGGGCGAAGAAAAUUAUGAACCAGUGGGUCCCAAUGGAAGGCGUUUGAGCAUGUGGCUAGGGUAUUGUGUCCGCUCUGUAACUGAGGCACCUCUGUAUGGAUGGAAGUCUACUAUAGUACCUCAAUAUAAUACUCAACUGUGGAACAUGGUCAUCGAUUACUUUGACGUGAGUCCCGACAGCCCUCCAAAGCUGAAAAAACUAGAGGAAUUGCAUAAUACUCCUUCUUCGGAAACAUUUGAAGUGAAGCAAUUCAAGUUCAGGACACAUUGCUUCCAUGUGAUGAAAGAGAGCUAUAGAAAGUGGAAAUCAAGACUUCGUAUAGAGUACAAGAAGUUUGAUACGGAUGAAGAACGAAUGCAAAAUAUCACUGAAGGUUUAACAACUAAAAAUUGGGAGAAAAUGCUACAAGUCUUUGCAUCAAAGGAAUUUGUGGAAUUGAGUGACAGGAAUUCAAAGAAUCGAGCAAAUCAAACACUUGUUGCAUGUACCGGACCAGUUACGUUUGCACAAGUGAACUAUGAUAUGAUUGAUGAGGAAACUGGUGAAGAACCAUUAGCUUCUGAGGCUUGGAUGGCUCAACAUGCAACUAUGAAUGACAAUAACGAGCCUCAAUGGGUCAAUAAUGAAUCAUUCCUAGCUUAUCAACAAAUAAGAAGAGUUGAAGAAGAAGUUGUACCAGUCAAUCCAAAUGUUAAUGUGUUGAAAGAGGCUUUCAAGACUCGCUCUGGUCGUAUUCCUGGUACAGGAACUGGCUGCAAGUCAAAGAGACAAGCAUCAAUCAAUACACAAGCUGGAAAAGUGGUCGAGCUCGAGGCACAAUUGGCCGCGGUGACAACAAGAUUAGAAGAACAUGCUCAACGAAAUCAAGAGCUGACAACAAGAUUAGAAGAUCAAGGAAGGCAUAAUCUAUUGUUGAACCAGAGAUUUGAGAAACUAAUGGAAAUGGUAGAAAGUCAACAACAUAUGCCAUCAUCAUCAGAAGAUACUCAAUCUGAAGACACUCUAAGUUGGGAAGAGAGGGUUGAAGAAGAGUUUGAAAGGGAGCAACGUUAUUUGAAGGUGAUGAAUCUGAAUCGAAAGAGGAUUUCACCAACAAAAAAGUCUUCCGCUCCAAAGAAGAAGAAGUGAUUUUUGGCUUGUGCAAGGUUUGUGUCAAUCUUUAUUUCUCGUCUCUUAGUAGACUAUUAUGUUGUUGGCUAUAUCUCUAAUUAAAAUUUUGAAUAUAUGAUUUCAUUUUUUUGUAGGAAGAUGGGAGUGGGACAAGAAGCAUCUUUAUGGAUCAAAUUUGAGCUAUGAUGAUUCAAGAGAAACAAAUUUUUAUUCAUCAAUAUUGUUGGCCCUAUGAAUUUCAACGUAGUUAUUUUUAUAUGAGUUUGAAUAAUUAUGAUACAUUAAG